AUGAGUUCACUAAAAUUCCCCAAUGUCAAUGUUCAGGGUACAACCCACGAGGCGGCCAGCAGUAAACUUUCAGCCGUUAAUCUAGGAUACUACUCAGAUCCAUUUUUGAAAUAUUUUGUCAAAAGGAUUGAGAAAAGAAGUCCUCUCAUAAAUAGAGGUUAUUAUGCCAGGGUUGCUGCAUUGAGAAAGUACAUUGAGCUCUUUUUCAGAUCUCUGGAGAGGGAGGAAUCUGUUCAGGUAGUGAACAUAGGGGCCGGUUUGGAUACCACCUUCUUUUGGAUAAGCGAACAGCACAAAAAUGUAGUUUACUAUGAAAUGGAUUUCAAAGAACUACUUAGAGAAAAAGCUAACAUAAUAAACCGUGUUGAUACGUUAAAAAGUUUUUUAAAAAGUUUUGAAAAAGGUUAUGAGUGGGACGAAAAUGAAGGUGAAGAUCUUAUUUACUGUGCAAACUACAAAAUGCUUUCAUUCGAUUUGAACAAUUCAAGUUUAUUACAGAAAAUUUUACUGACUCAUGGUUUUGAUAUUUCGUUGCCAACAUUGUUCAUUUGCGAAUGUGUUUUAAUUUAUUUGGAGAUAGAUAGCAGCGACAAUUUAAUAAGAACAUUGGCUGAGCUUAUGAAAAGUACUUCUUGUAUAUUAGUGUAUGAACAGGUCAACCCAAGUACAGCCUUUGGAAAAGUAAUGAUAAACAAUUUUAAUCAAAGAGGCAUAGAAUUAAAAAGUAUUUUCAAGUAUGACAAUAUAAGUAAACAACUUAAUAGAUUUAAGUCUUUGGGAUGGGAUCAUGUGUAUAUAAGUGAUAUGAAUGAGAUAUACGAUUAUCAUUUAAAUCUGGAUGAAAAAAAAAAAAUUGAGAAAAUUGAAAUGUUCGAUGAGUUUGAAGAAUGGAGACUGUUACAAAACCAUUACUUCAUACUCGUUGCGUUCAAUUCUUCUGGUGACUUAAGCAUGAAUGCCUUAUAUGAGUUUUUAAAAAACAAAAAAAAAUAA
This is a messenger RNA of Plasmodium gonderi, 993 nucleotides long. Its product is annotated as leucine carboxyl methyltransferase. Gene Ontology annotation, biological process: methylation. Bases 1 to 993 code for a protein of 330 amino acids. The transcript is spliced from 6 exons. NCBI's taxonomy places the organism in Eukaryota, Apicomplexa, Aconoidasida, Haemosporida, Plasmodiidae. Gene Ontology annotation, molecular function: methyltransferase activity. The record is from RefSeq and is a predicted model, not a curated record.